AUGACGAUAGAAUGCUAGUUAAGGAAGCCGUUUUCAAAAGGGUAUCUGACUAGCAGGUUCAACCGACAGUUCCAUUCAAGAAAGCUGGCCCAACUACCCGGAAAAGUUGCUGAUGCCAUAAAUGAAAGGAAAGCAUGACGCUGUCUCUUAGAAAAGUAACUAGUUUUCAAACACAAGAAAAGAAGAAAAAAUCUGUAGUGAGUCAAGAUGUCUGAGAAUGGGAUUGGAGAAUCCUUGUUGAAGAAGAACAAGUACCAUGAGGAUUGCCCAGGUUGCAAGAUUGAACAUUUCAAAGAGACAAACACUGGUGUCCCUUUUAAACAUUUGCUCUAUGUCGGGAUUGUUGUCCUUUGUGCAGCUUUGCCUAUAUCGUCUCUCUUUCCUUUCCUAUAUUUCAUGAUAAGGGACUUCCACAUUGCAAAAAGAGAGGAGGACAUUGGCUACUACGCUGGUUAUGUGGGAUCUGCUUUUAUGUUUGGAAGAGCUUUAACUUCUGUGCUGUGGGGAAUGAUUGCCGAUCGAUAUGGUCGAAAACCGGUUAUAAUGUUUGGCACAAUAUCAGUGGUUAUUUUCAAUACCCUUUUCGGCUUUAGUACAAACUUUUGGAUGGCAGUUUCUACCAGGUUUCUUCUCGGAAGUUUGUGUGGUAUUCUUGGUCCAAUGAGGGCAUAUGCUUCAGAAGUUUGCCGUAAAGAAUAUCAAGCUCUGGGAAUGUCAAUUAUCAGCACAUCAUGGGGUAUUGGAUUAGUUAUUGGCCCUGCUCUUGGAGGAUUUCUUGCUCAGCCCGCAGAGAAAUAUCCUAACAUAUUUUCUACCGAUUCUCUUUUCGGAAGGUUUCCAUACCUCUUACCUUGCCUUUUGAUAUCAAUCUUUUCUGUAGGAGUAAUUGCCGUUUGUUGCUUGCUUCCGGAGACACUGCACAGUCAUGUAGGAAAUGGCGAAGAGUGCAAUGAUUCUGUAGCGCUUGGGGCUGCCGCAUUCGAGUCUAACUCUCCUCGGAAAAGCCUACUGAAAAAUUGGCCCUUGAUAUCAUCUAUUAUUGUGUACUGUGUGUUCCAACUUCAUGAUAUGGCCUAUGCAGAGAUUUUCUCAUUAUGGGCUGUUAGUCCUAGGAAGAAUGGAGGAUUGAGCUUUUCCACUGCAGAUGUUGGUGAAGUUCUUGCAUUUUCAGGCCUUGGACUGCUACUCUUUCAGCUAUUUAUAUACCCACUGGUUGAGAGAAAUUUUGGACCUGUCAUGGUAUCUCGCAUAGGAGCAGUCUUGACCAUUCCAUUGCUAUCUAGUUACCCUUUUCUAGCUAUGCUGAAAGGCCUUGCCCUCAUGCUGCUGAUCAACUGCGCUUCCAUCCUGAAGAACGUACUCGCUGUAUCAAUCACAACAGGAUUGUUCCUUCUGCAAAAUAGAUCAGUGACACAACAACAAAGAGGUGCUGCAAAUGGAAUUUCGAUGUCUGCCAUGUCCCUUUUCAAAGCAAUUGGUCCAGCUGCUGGGGGUUCUCUCUUCUCUUGGGCACAAAAGCGUCAGGAUGCUUUCUUUUUUCCAGGUGAUCAAAUGAUCUUCUUCCUCCUUAACAUGAUCGAGGUCAUAGGACUGCUCUUGACCUUCAAACCAUUUCUAGCCCUUCCUGAUGACAACAUUUCCUAGUUCAAUUUCAAAGGUUCACAUCAACCAACAGAGGCUCAAAAACCAUGAAGAUUGAUUCCAAAUUCUUUCCCAUAGCUAGCCCAAUUCUUCAACUUCAGCCGACCCUCGAGUGUAUCACCUAGUGUAGGAUUUUUGUACCGUUCCCACCUGUAAUCAACCUUAAAACCACAGAAGAGGUGCCUUCAUGCAUAUUUUCUUCUAGGAUCAAGGAUUGGUAACUUGCAUCUCUAGCAGCCUUUGUAUUGAUCGAAUUUGUCUGCAUGAGAUGGAUUGUAUAUUUAUUAUUUCCCCGUCUCUUCUAUCUCGAGACAGUAAACAAAUGUCAUCAUAACUCUUAUGAUAUCAACAGGUAGUAACUUCUUUAUGCAGAUAUAUGACAUCUGCUCUA
Molecule: messenger RNA, 2032 nt
Organism: Populus nigra (black poplar)
Lineage: Eukaryota; Viridiplantae; Streptophyta; Magnoliopsida; Malpighiales; Salicaceae
Product: protein ZINC INDUCED FACILITATOR-LIKE 1-like
Exons: 17
Coding region: 208-1644 (478 amino acids)
Biological process (GO): transmembrane transport
Molecular function (GO): transmembrane transporter activity
Source: RefSeq, a predicted model, not a curated record